AUGCUCGCCUACUGCGUGCAGGAUGCCACCGUGGUGGACGUGGAGAAGCGGAGGAACCCCUCCAAGCACUAUGUAUACAUCAUCAAUGUGACCUGGUCCGACUCCACAUCCCAGACCAUCUACCGGAGGUACAGCAAGUUCUUUGACCUGCAGAUGCAGCUUUUGGAUAAGUUUCCCAUUGAAGGUGGCCAGAAGGACCCCAAGCAAAGAAUCAUCCCCUUCCUCCCAGGCAAAAUCCUCUUCCGGAGGAGCCACAUCAGGGACGUAGCUGUGAAGAGGCUGAAGCCCAUCGAUGAGUAUUGCCGGGCCCUUGUCCGGCUGCCGCCCCAUAUUUCACAGUGUGAUGAAGUCUUUCGGUUCUUUGAGGCCCGACCGGAGGAUGUCAACCCCCCCAAAGAAGACUACGGCAGUUCCAAGAGAAAAUCAGUGUGGCUCUCCGGCUGGGCUGAGUCUCCCAAGAAGGACGUGACAGGUGCCGACACCAACGCCGAACCCAUGAUCCUGGAACAGUACGUAGUGGUGUCCAACUAUAAGAAGCAGGAGAACUCGGAGCUGAGCCUCCAGGCCGGGGAGGUGGUGGAUGUCAUCGAGAAGAACGAGAGUGGCUGGUGGUUCGUGAGCACCUCUGAGGAGCAGGGCUGGGUCCCUGCCACCUACCUGGAGGCCCAGAAUGGUACUCGGGACGACUCAGAUAUCAACACCUCCAAGACUGGAGAUGUGUCCAAGAGACGCAAGGCCCAUCUGCGGCGCCUGGAUCGCCGGUGGACGCUGGGCGGGAUGGUCAACAGGCAGCACAGCCGAGAGGAGAAGUAUGUCACCGUGCAGCCUUACGCCAGCCAAAGCAAGGACGAGAUUGGCUUUGAGAAGGGAGUCACCGUGGAGGUGAUCCGGAAGAAUUUGGAGGGCUGGUGGUACAUCAGAUACCUGGGCAAAGAGGGCUGGGCGCCAGCAUCCUACCUGAAGAAAGCCAAGGACGAGCUGCCAGCACGGAAGAAGAAUCUGGCAGGCCCGGUGGAGAUCAUUGGGAACAUCAUGGAGAUCAGCAAUUUGCUGAACAAGAAGGCAUCCGGGGACAAGGAGACCCCCCCGGCUGAAGGCGAGGGCCCGGAGCCCCCCAUCACCAAGAAGGAGAUCAGCCUGCCCAUCCUCUGCAAUGCCUCCAAUGGCAGCGCGCUGGGCAUCCCCGAGAGGACCGUCUCCAAGCUGGCCCAGGGCUCCCCAGCCGUGGCCAGGAUUGCCCCUCAGAGGGCCCAGAUCAGCUCCCCGAACCUAAGGACAAGGCCUCCCCCUCGCAGAGAGUCCAGCCUGGGAUUCCAGCUGCCGAAGCCGCCAGAGCCCCCUUCUGUUGAGGUGGAGUACUACACAAUUGCUGAAUUCCAGUCGUGCAUUUCUGAUGGGAUCAGCUUUCGAGGUGGACAGAAGGCAGAGGUCAUCGACAAGAACUCGGGUGGCUGGUGGUACGUGCAGAUUGGUGAGAAGGAGGGCUGGGCCCCCGCGUCCUACAUUGAUAAGCGCAAGAAGCCCAACCUGAGCCGCCGCACGAGCACUCUGACACGGCCCAAGGUGCCCCCGCCGGCACCGCCCAGCAAGCCCAAGGAGGCCGACGAGGGUCCAGCUGGCCCCGGCGAGAGCCAGGACUCCCCUCUGAGGCUCAAGUACGAGGAGCCCGAGUAUGACAUCCCUGCCUUUGGCUUCGACUCAGAGCCGGAGCUGAGCGAAGAGCCCACGGAGGACGGUGGCUCGGGGGACAGGCGGCCCACCCAGCCCCGCAGGCCCUCGCCCGCCUCCUCGCUGCAGCGCGCCCGCUUCAAGGUGGGUGGAUCCACAGAGGACGUGGCCCUGGAGGAGGAGACCAUCUACGAGAACGAGGGCUUCCGGCCGUGUGUAGAGGACGGCCUGUCGGCCAGACGCUCCUCCCGAGACAGCGACUCCCCAGGGGGCUCCCCACUGUCCCUUGCCAGGAAAAAUUCCCCCAGAUCGGACUCCCCCAAAUCAUCCUCGCUUCUGAAGCUCAAGGCGGAGAAGAACGCCCAGGCAGAACUGGGAAAGAACCACUCCUCAGCCUCCUUUUCCUCCUCCAUCACCAUCAAUACCACUUGCUCCUCCUCCUCCUCCUCUUCCUCCUCAUCCUUAUCCAAGAACAGCGGGGACCUGAAGCCCCGUUCUGCCUCGGACGCGGGCAUCCGUGGCACUCCCAAGGUCGGGACGAAGAAGGAUGCCGACCCAAAGGUUGGCCUGACCUCUUGUGCUCGGGCCAAGCCAUCAGUUCGGCCCAAGCCGUUCCUGAACCGCUCAGAGUCCCAGAGUCAAGAGAAGAUGGACAUCAGCACUUUACGGCGCCAGCUGAGGCCCACGGGCCAGCUCCGGGGUGGCCUCAAGGGCUCCAAGAGCGAGGAUUCCGAGCUGCCCCCCCAGACGGCCUUCGAGGGUCCCAACGAGGGGUCCAGGAGAGGCUCAGCCGACCUCAUCACCCUCCCUGCCGCCACGCCCCCCUGUCCCACCAAGAAGGGGCGGGAAGGGCAGGCCACCUCCUAUACAACAUGCAGUGCCUACCAGAAGGUCCAGGACUCGGAGAUCAGCUUCCCCGCGGGCGUGGAGGUACAGGUGCUUGAAAAGCUAGAAAGCGGCUGGUGGUACGUGAGGUUUGGGGAGCUGGAGGGCUGGGCCCCCUCCCACUAUCUGGUGCUCGGUGAGAACGAGCCAUCCGACCCUCCUGGCAAAGAGACAGACACAGUGGCGCCCAAGAGCAAGCAGAACGAGGGCAAGUCGGACAGCCUGGAAAAGAUCGAGAAGCGCGUCCAAGCGCUCAACACCGUCAACCAGAGCAAAAGGGCCACGCCGCCCAUCCCCUCCAAGCCGCCCGGGGGCUUCGGCAAGACCUCGGGCGCUGGGGCGGUGAAGAUGAGGAACGGCGUGCGGCAGGUGGCCGUCAGGCCCCAGUCGGUGUUCGUGUCCCCGCCACCCAAGGACAGUAACCUGUCCUGCGCCCUGAGGAGGAACGAGUCGCUCACGGCCACCGACAGCCUCCGAGGCGUCCGCCGGAACUCCUCCUUCAGCACCGCCCGCUCGGCAGCCGCAGAGGCCAAGGGCCGCUUGGCUGAACGCGCUGCCAGCCAGGGCUCGGAGCCCCCCCUGCUGCCCACUCAGCGCAAUGGCAUCCCCGUGUCCCCCGUGCGCCCCAAGCCCAUUGAGAAGUCCCAGUUCAUCCACAACAACCUCAAAGAUGUGUACGUCUCGAUCGCAGACUAUGAGGGGGACGACGAGACGGCGGGCUUCCAGGAGGGCGUGUCCAUGGAGGUCCUGGAGAGGAACCCCAACGGCUGGUGGUACUGUCAGAUCCUGGACGGGGUGAAGCCCUUCAAAGGCUGGGUGCCCUCCAACUACCUGGAGAAAAAGAACUAG
Rangifer tarandus platyrhynchus (Svalbard reindeer) is the source of this 3402-nucleotide messenger RNA. The record is from the annotation of a GenBank genome assembly. Lineage: Eukaryota; Metazoa; Chordata; Mammalia; Artiodactyla; Cervidae.